Molecule: messenger RNA, 2568 nt
Organism: Suillus clintonianus
Lineage: Eukaryota; Fungi; Basidiomycota; Agaricomycetes; Boletales; Suillaceae
Exons: 15
Coding region: 94-2400 (768 amino acids)
Biological process (GO): DNA-templated transcription; regulation of DNA-templated transcription
Cellular component (GO): nucleus
Molecular function (GO): zinc ion binding; transcription cis-regulatory region binding; DNA-binding transcription factor activity, RNA polymerase II-specific
Source: RefSeq, a predicted model, not a curated record
GUAAGAAGACCUUAGCGGAGACUAGCGGAGACUAUAGCUGUACACUUCCUUUGGCAGUGACGAAAUAUCGUGCGCGCUUUACGGCCACCCAUCAUGUCCUUGUCCCCAUCCGCGACAACGUCAAACGUCUCAAACAUCCCAUCCAAACGGCGCAGGACACACAGUCUUAUCGCACAAAGUAGCAACCAUAAUCAUCAAGACAUGAGCCAAUCCCCAGCGGACACAGCCCAUUCAUCACAACAGCCGCAAGCUUCCGCUCACAUACCCAAGAGAGGCGCAAGAGCUUGUACUGCUUGCAGGAAAGGUAAAAACAGAUGUGAAGGAGAGGCUCCAUGUCGUCGAUGUCAGUUGAGUGGAACUGCUUGUGUUUUCGAGAAACCAGAGAAGAAAAACACCAGUGCUAUGCCUGGCGCCAGUGUUGAGCGCCUAUCUCGCCUCGAGGGUCAAUAUCUGGUUAUGCAGAGUCAGAUGAUUGGCAUGCAAUCCUCUUUGGACCGCAUCUUAUCGGCUGUCCAGAGCCAGGCCUACGGUACCCCGAGUCAGCACCAAGGUUACUCUGGGGGCAUGGCUUCUGGGCCCAGUCGCGAUGGCUCUGGAUUUAUGUCGCGCAACGGGUAUGAUACGCACGGGCAUGCGGGAGGGCAAAGCUCUCAGCCACGCUCCCAAACGAGGUCAUUCCCGCCGCUUCCGGGGUUUGCUCCACCGCCUCAUAAAUAUGCAACUUAUGGCAUUGUGCCCAGCACAACACCAUCGUCGGAUGACGAAUCAGAGGAUACGUUGCCUCGUGCUUCGCUCAACGCGCCGAUUGAAGCUCUUCAAGGUUUGGCAAAUGCUGCUGCAGAAGCAGCCGCUGCGCCAUCAGCAUCCCCACCAAGAGUUAAAAAGCGUUCGCGAGUGGAGCCCAUCCCUCGGAAUGCAUUCCCUCAUGUCAUUGAAAAGGGCCUUGUCUCCGAAAGUGAGGCGCGCGAGCUCUAUCAUAUUUUCUUCGCUGGUUGUCACGUCUUCAUACCUUUGUUCGAUCCGAAUUAUGACACAUUCGAGAGCCUGAUGGAACGCACUCCGUGGACAUUUGACGCGAUACUUGCCAUUGCAAGCAAAAUCAGGAGUGGCAAUGGGCCGCUCAGCUCAACAUUCUACAAGUGUCUAGAAGAAGCGCAGGGCAUUGCACGCUCGUCGUUAUUUGGCCCGAUAGUGCGGAAGGAAGCUGUUAUGGGGAUGCUGCUGUUGGCCGCAUGGAGUACAAACGGAUGGCUCCCUAGUGGUCAUGCAAUGCGAAUGGCGUUAGAUCUUGGUCUUCACCGAGCACUGGAGAAGCUUGCUGAUGAUUCAGGGAAAAAACGCACCGAGGAAGAGGAGCGUGACCUGGUCGUGUCGGCGCGUAUCUGGCUAUGCCUAUACUGGUUUGAUCACCAGAUGAGUCUUGGCACUGGUCGUCCUAUUGUACUGCGAGACGAGAGCUCUAUUCGACACUGUCGUAUUCUUUUGUCGCAUCCGAUGGCAUCACCAACCGAUGUAAGGCUGAUUUCGCAAGUGGAGCUGAUCGCUCAAAAAACUCAAAUCUAUGAAACUCUCGCGCCUCUCAAUGGGCAGGUUAAUCAUAAUACGCUCGCCUUCAUCCGGCGUGCAAAUGUUGCGCUUGACAAGUGGUGGCAGGACUGUGACAAUCUUCAUCGCCAGACAAUGGAUGAGAAUUCUCUUCCGAGGAAAAUACUCGUCGGAGAACUGCAUUAUGCUAAACUCUGGCUCGUCUGUGUAGCUCUUCGAGGUGUAUCCUGGGAUAAGAUGCCUUUUGAGCAGCGUGAGCUUGCGUUCCAGGCGAAAGAUGCGGCUUUCAACUGCCUCUCUAUUUUCCUCAACUCCGCUGAGUACCGAGCGGCCUUGCGAUAUGCAGUCCACGACAGCCUCGUAACGGCGGCAUUUUCUGGUCUAUUCCUGCUCAAGAUGGCAAAUUUGUUCCCUGCGGAGCUUGACCUUACAGCGAUCACAGCACAAGUCGAGCAGCUCGCACAGCUUCUCUCUGACGUUGCAGCCGAACGUUAUGCAUUAACGUUGCGUAUAAUGCUCGCCAACCUCCGGCGCAAAGUCGGGAUGAUCGCAGGGCUGAGUGCGCCUAUGACCACCAUGCCCCCACCGGCCUUGAACGAAGGACUUGUUGCACACAGUUCGGGGCCUUACAUUGAUCCGUCGGGAAUGUCUGCGCCUUUCACUAUGGAGGAACUAGGUUUCGCAUGGCCGAAUGAUCGUGCCACGUUCAGCCCGAGCGCGAUACCUAUGUGGUUGCAGGAGAAGAACCUGACGGACCUGGGUUUACCCGUGAACGGGAGUGACGGCAUUUUCAUGGAUGUAAAUGGCAUGCAUGGUUGGAGCGGAGACUUUGCGCCGAUGCCAGGGGCCUGGUGAGGACGCGACUGUACAUAUGGCAGCGACGGUUACGCGCGCUGAGGGUUGGUAAAAUGCAUAUUAUGUGUCUGAUACUCUAUGUUGGUCUUCGCCGCUCGUUUGUGUCCCGUUCUUACACGUUCUUGCUUGUCUCUUGAAUCAGUAACGAUAGUGGUAUCUUACGAAUUU